Messenger RNA from Petromyzon marinus (sea lamprey), 2252 nucleotides. RefSeq lists its product as uncharacterized. Gene Ontology annotation, molecular function: RNA polymerase II cis-regulatory region sequence-specific DNA binding; DNA-binding transcription factor activity, RNA polymerase II-specific. Gene Ontology annotation, cellular component: nucleus. Gene Ontology annotation, biological process: regulation of transcription by RNA polymerase II; cell development; neuron differentiation. Lineage: Eukaryota; Metazoa; Chordata; Hyperoartia; Petromyzontiformes; Petromyzontidae. The record is from RefSeq and is a predicted model, not a curated record.
CGGGAGAGACCCCGGGCGGAGAGACCCCGGGCGCGGAGAGACCCCGGCCGGGAGAGACCCCGGGCGCAGAGAGACCCCGGGCGUGGAGAGACCCCGGCCGGGAAAGACCCCGGGCGGAGAGACCCCGGGCGCGGAGAGACCCCGGCCGGGAAAGACCCCGGGCGCGGAGAGACCCCGGGCGGGAGCACGAGAAUCCCGCGCCCAUGACUCGCGCGCGGAUCCGCGUCUCGGAACGGAAGCUCGCAAACCCUCGCAGAGUUUAGUGCGGAGAGAGGCGAACGUAGCGGAGAGCGGCGAGUGGGGGUGUUGAGACGCGGCUUGCGAGAGAGGAGAGAGCGGCGAGAGGAGCGCAACGCGGAGUAGCCAAGCGAGGCUGCCGGGACACGCGAAUGGCGUUCCCGGGUCUGGGAUGCGCCCCGAUGCUCCGAGGCGUCGAGCGAGGAGGCCCUCGCCUCGACCCCGCGGGGAGCCCGCCCUGCGGUGGCGGUGGACAUGGGGGGGCCACCUCGGGACCCCUUCUGGGGGCUACCGCCGCCUCCCUCCUGGGACUAUACGCCAGUCCCUACGGGGGUGGCCAGGCGCUGUGUGGAUACCUCCCCUACGCCGGCGAGCUGCACGGAUUCUUCCCUCAUCUGGCCUCUCCGCUGGACGUGAAGGGCGGCCUAGGGCCGGGCCUCGUGUCGUGCGGCCCUGCCGCCCAACCUCCGGGCCUCUACGGCCUCUACCCGGGGCCCCCCGCGGGGCCCCCGCCGGGCUGCUUCUCGCCGUACGGCCUCGGCGGCGACCACGGGCGGCCCAAGAACGCGACGCGCGAGAGCACGGCCACGCUCAAGGCGUGGCUGAGCGAGCACCGCAAGAACCCCUACCCCACCAAGGGCGAGAAGAUCAUGCUGGCCAUCGUCACUCGCAUGACGCUCACGCAGGUCUCCACGUGGUUCGCAAACGCGCGGCGCCGCCUCAAGAAGGAGACGCGCGGCGGCCCCCGCGACGCGGACGACCUCGAGACGAGCGCCAGCGACGACGGCUGCGGCGGGGGGCGAGGCGGGGGAGGGGGCGAGGGGGAGGGAGGGGCAGCGGUGGUCGGUGCGGGAGGCCUCCGUGACCCCGAGCGACCCCCGCCCGGGUCGUGGACACGCAGGGACGAGGAGGAGGAGGAGGACGACGACGACGACGACCUGGAGAUCGACCUCGAGAACAGCGACGGGGAGCAGCGGCGGCGGCGGCAGCAAGAGGAGGAGGAGCGGCAGCGCGGCGGCCUGCACGGGCGACUCCUGGGCGCGGAGAGGCGCCGCGCCAGCAGCAGCAGCGGCGGCGGCGGCGACGACGACGACGAGGGGGAGUCGGAGUGCGAAGGGCGCAGCGGCACGGGGGGGGGUCGGAGGUCGCCCGCGGGGCCCGCAUCCCCCAUGCGGGCGGCGGCCCUCGCGGAGAGGAGGGCGGCGGACGAGGGGCACCGGCGGCGGCGGCAGCAGCAGCAGCAGCAGCCGCCAAAACCCAAGAUCUGGUCCCUGGCAGAGACGGCGGCCGCCCCGGACGCGCCCAGGGGCGCGCUCGCCCCGCUCCUCGCCUACGCCGCUGCGCGGCCCUCGCGAGGCUUCUCCGCCUGGGAGGCCGUGCUGCCCAGGGGCCCCGGCCUCCUGCAGGGGCCCCUAGACGGUGCCCGGGACGGGCCCCGGCUCAUGGACUCCACGAUUGCGGAGUGCAGGACAGAAUUCCUCCGCGUGGCGACGCCGUAGCUGGCACGGCGCUCGUUCUGGGACGCGGUGCGAGAUGCUCCCUCACGUGCGGGCCUCCCGCGAGGACCCCAGGUGUAGGGGUCUGGGGGGGGUCCGGGGGGGUCCGGAGGGGUCCGGGGCCCCUAGCGGAACGCUCGAGGACACAGCCUCAGGAUUGGGUGCCGCUCCACGUGGGGAGCUGCCCCCCCAGGACAGGGGUCGAGGGGCUACGGAUCCCUGCCGAAGGCCCCCCCCCGCCCCCAGCGAAGGGGUUCUCACGGGGGGAUUGCGCAGAUCCCCGGCGGGGACCCUCGGGCAAGUGGGGGGGUGGGGGGGGUUCACCGCGGGGCAGCGUGGGGGGGGGGGUGCCCGGCAGGCCCCGUGGACAUGGCGGGACUGUGUGCGUGGGGGACGAGCCGGGACGUGGGCGCGGCGCGCGCGCGUGCCGUGUACAGAGUGGGCGCCGCGAGGGCUCCGCGCUGCCUCCUGUGCCGCUGCGUUGUCGAUUUUUGGAAUAAAACCACUCGUGGCCCACGA